AACGCGCAAAAAAAUUAAAAUCCAUACGGAAUUCCAUAUGUCUUUCGCAUUCGCAUUUCUUCUCCGUACCGUCUCCGUCUACCAAAUUCACGAAUAGACGUUAAUUUUUUACUUCGAAAUUUUUCUCACAGUGGCUUCCAUGUGGAAGUAUCAUAGCCGGUCCUUACUCGAAAAAAACCUUAAAAAGUACAAUUGCAAUCGACUUAAAUUACAUUAAAUAAUCUUCAAACCCAACGCAACACAAGUGAUUAUCGAGUGAUCUAAAAAAUCAUUCAAUUAAUUUCCAAUAACCAAGUGCAAAUCAAAUCGAAGAAUUUAGAAAGAACAAAAUCCAAAUCCACAAAAGCAAAAAUGAAUAUGCAAGUGAACCUGCAACUCAUACAGAUUUUGGAGAAAACUAUUUCACCUGACAAAAAUGAACUACUAUCGGCAAAGAACUUCCUGGAACAGGCGGCCGAAACAAAUCUGCCCGAAUUCCUGAAGGCAUUGUCAGAUGUGCUUGUUAAUGUAAGCAACAGUGCUGUAGCGCGUAUGGCAGCUGGUCUGCAAUUGAAAAAUCACCUAACCAGCAAGGAUAAGGCAACCAAUGUGCAGUAUCAAGAGCGAUGGCUUCAGUUUCCUGAGGAAACACGAGAAUAUAUUAAAAAGAAUAUUCUUUGUUCCUUGGGUACAGAAAAUACUCGGCCAUCAAGUGCAGCGCAGUGUGUUGCCUAUGUUGCCGUUACGGAGCUUGCUAAUGGUCGAUGGGGAAUACUCAUAAGUACUUUGGUGGGUAAAGUUGUUACCGAAGGAUCCAGCGAAACGGAUAGAGAAGCAGCGCUUGAAGCAAUUGGUUACAUAUGCCAAGACAUCCAACCCGGAGUACUUGAACAUCAGGCAAAUCAAAUUCUCACAGCUAUCAUUCAUGGAAUGCGUAAGCAAGAACCAAGCAAUCAUGUUCGUUUAGCUGCCACCACAGCCCUGCUCAAUUCUUUGGAAUUCACAAAAGCCAACUUCGAAAAGGACACCGAACGCAAUUUCAUCAUGGAAGUUGUGUGCGAAGCAACACAAUCCCAAGACACACAAAUCUGUGUUGCUGCCAUGCAAUGUCUCGUUAAGAUUCUCUCGCUUUACUAUCAAUACAUGGAACCGUACAUGGGACAGGCAUUGUUCCCAAUUACCCUAGAAGCUAUGAAAUCCGAACACGAUCAGAUCGCAUUGCAGGGCAUUGAAUUCUGGUCGAACGUAUGCGAUGAAGAAGUUGAUUUGGCGAUAGAGUCUCAGGAGGCUAUCGAUGCUGGUAAGACCCCAACACGAGUCUCGAAACAUUAUGCACGAGGUGCUUUGCAAUACCUGACACCUGUACUGAUGGAAAAAUUGACAAAACAAGACGAAUGCGACGACGAAGAUAACUGGAGUCCAUCGAAGGCAGCUAGUGUUUGUUUGAUAUUGCUGGCGACGUGUUGUGAGGAUGAGAUUGUUCCUCAUGUGCUUCCAUUCAUUAAGGAGAAUAUCGAGUCACCAAAUUGGAGGCUUCGAGAUGCUGCUGUAAUGACCUUCGGUUCGAUAUUGAGUGGUGUUGAAACGAACACCUUGAAGACCCUGGUGGAACAGGCUAUGCCAACGCUCAUCCGGUUGAUGUACGACUCGAGUGUCAUUGUGAGAGAUACCACUGCAUGGACUUUUGGAAGGAUUUGCGAUAUUAUCCCUGAAUCAGCUAUCAACGAGAAAUACUUGAAUACCCUUCUGGAAUGCUUUAUCAAGGGUCUUAAAGCUGAGCCACGUGUUGCAACAAAUGUGUGCUGGGCUUUCAUUGGACUCUCCGAUGCCGCUUAUGAGGCAGCUGAGACAGCCGACGGAGAGACCCCACAAACCUACUGUCUAUCGCCAUACUUUGAGUACAUCAUUACUCAAUUGUUGGAGACAACUGACCGAGCAGACAGUGCCCAAGCUAAUUUGCGUGCCGCAGCCUAUGAGGCUCUCAUGGACAUGAUCAAGAAUUCCCCCGUGGAUUGUUACUUUAUUGUCCAGAAAACAACCAUCGUCAUCUUGGAGCGUCUGAAUCAAGUCCUGCAGAUGGAAGCCCAUCUCUCGAACCAAAAUGACCGUAGCCACUUCAAUGACAUCCAAUCCCUGCUGUGUGCAACCCUGCAAUCGGUUCUGCGUAAGGUUCGCGAAGAAGACGCCCCUAAGAUCUCUGACGCUAUAAUGACAGCAAUUUUGACCAUGUUCAGUUCGUCGUCGAGCAAAGUUGGUGGAGUUCAGGAAGACGCGUACAUUGCCGUGUCGACUUUGGCCGAGUUGCUGGGUCUUAAAUUCCUCAAGUACAUGGAAGCCUUCAAGCCAUAUCUGUUUAUGGGUCUGAAGAACUACCAAGAAUAUCAAGUAUGUUGCGCUGCUGUCGGUCUGACCGGAGACAUAUGUCGAGCUCUCAAAGCCCAUGUCACACCAUUCUGUGACGAAAUCAUGUCAACUCUGUGUGACAAUCUAAGUCAGCCCACAUUGCAUCGGUCUGUUAAGCCACAAAUCUUGUCGGUGUUUGGAGAUAUGGCACUCAGCAUCGGUACUGAUUUCGUUAAAUACCUGCCCGUUGUUUUGGAAAUGUUACUUCAUGCGUCUCGUGUCCAAGUCGAUCAGAAUAGCUACGAUAUGCUCGAGUAUUUGAAUGAAUUGCGAGAGAGUGUUUUGGAAGCGUACACUGGAAUAUUGCAAGGCUUGAAGGGUGCCGACCAUAAACCCAAUCCAGAAGUGCGACACAUGCAAUCACAUAUUGGCCAUAUUAUUUCCUUCAUCAAAGCCAUUGCCCAAGAGGGUGAUAUGUCCGAUUCGAUUGUGGCAAUUUCUGCUGGUCUCAUUGGUGAUCUGUGUACGGCAUUCGGACCGCAAUUGUAUCCUCUGUUGGAGGAUAUGACUAUCAAUCAAUUCCUUGCCGAUGGCAAACGUUGCAAGGCGUCCCGCACAAAAUCACUUUGCAGUUGGGCGACCAAGGAGAUUAAGAAACUGCGUGACGUCCCGCCGGCCGAGUAAUCAUUUGUAAAUUGAUUUUUCAGAAUUUAAAAAAGAAAAUAUUUUAGAAAAAAAAAAACAAACAAUUUUGAAUGCAUUAUUAUUACACAAAAACAAACAAAACAACUCACAAAUGCAUCUCUCAAACACACCAUUUGAUUUAAUCCUUCCCCAAAAAAUCAAACAAACAAACAUCUUAGAAAAACAAAUUGAUUAAAAAAAAGAUACAAAAAUGGAAGCAACAGUGUGUAUUUCGAUUACUUGUACAACAUCUUAUAUUCGUCAUAAGAUCGACGAUAUGUUAGGUUUAUUUUUAUCAUUAUUAAUUUUUUUUUCACAUAGUUGUAAUUAUUAUAAUUGUUUAAUUAUUAUUUAUAUACAUAUUUUGUUUCUUUUUAAAUUUAAACAACCGAAAAGAAAAACAAAAAUUGAAAAUAUUUUUUUUCCCAAAAGUCCUUCCUCCUCUUCAACUCUUCCCCCGUCCCCUAGAAAAAAAAGAACAACAAAUUAAAUAGAAUGUUAAUUCAAAUUUUCUCUCUAAAUUAUAUAACAAAUUACCUAAUCCAUAAUAAUUAGAUAACAACAACAACAAACAUUGUAAAAUUAACUAUUUACCCCUUUUUUUAAAAAAACGAAAAGCCAAAAAGAAUAAUCCGAAAGCUUCGAAAGCUAAAAUUUAAUUUUUGUUUCCUUUUUUUGAUUUAAGCUUAACUACAGAAAGAAAAAAAAACGAUAAAACAAAAACCAUAAAUCUUAGAACGAAACACAAAAUAAAAAAAAAAACAAAAACUUAUAUAUUUAAUCAUAAUUAAAUUUUUAAGCAAAAUUUUAAGAUAAAUAAUAAUUAAUAUGAACACCUUUUGUGUGAAUGUUAUUAUCGUGCGAAUUUACCUCGUGUCUCUUUUCAUUUGUUUGUUUAAUUGAUUUUAUUUUAAUAAUGAAUUUCUUUUUCUUUGAAAUAAUUAUUAUUAUGAUUUUGAUGAUGAUGUUGGAGCGUAUGGGUGGUAAAAUUUUGUUUAAAACUUUUUCUUUCUUUUUAUUUCACUCUUAAACAUUCUUAGGUCGAUUGUUUGAUGAUGAUUUUUGAGUUUUGUUUAAUUUUAAGUGUGUGUUUUUAAAAGGUUAUGCGCUAUGUUGCUUUUGACAAAAAACAAAAAAUUACCAAAAUGUAUAAUAUCAUUUUUUCCAUAUAUAUAUAUAUAAAGAACAACAACAAAAAAGUUAAUGUGGUUUACAAAACUAUAACAAAAAUAAAAUUAAUAUGAAUGUGAGACUGAUUCUUUACAAUUUUUCGUAUGCAAAUUUAAGCGUAUUUGUGAUGUAUGAAUGGAUGUGUGUGUGUGUGUGUUUUAUUGAAUAAAUGUGUGCAUGAGUGUGUGUAUGACUUUAUUUCAUUUUUUGAGUAGCAGUGAAUGAGAGUGUUAAGUUUAGUUGUUGAAUAUUUUGUUAGGUUUUCGAUUUAUUAAAGAAACUUACAGAAAUUUAUUAUAGAAUUCUAUUUAGUGUGUAUUUUCUGUCGGGAUGGAAAUGAUUCCUUUAAAUUUAAUAAAAGAUUAGUAGUCGGCUUCCAUAUCUACAGUUUUUAAAAGAGCCUUUUCAACUGUAAAGUAAAACCUACGAAACUCAAACUUAUGUAGAUAUAUCCUCUCGCUUAUUUUUGAAGUGUCAGAAUAAAAUGGACAGUUUUUCAAAUUUAUAUUAAUAUAUUAUUGCAGUCAACACAAAAAUUAUGAAUAAAAUAUUCCUUGAAAUGUAUCGCUUCUGAUAAAGCUCCUAAGGGGUUAGUCGCUCAUUUCAAUAGCACAAUCUCACAAUCAACAAAACCGAAGAAUAAGG
Eupeodes corollae is the source of this 4821-nucleotide messenger RNA. It is a transcript of the gene Fs(2)Ket, whose product is annotated as importin subunit beta. Gene Ontology annotation, cellular component: cytoplasm; nucleus. The transcript has 6 exons. The record is from RefSeq and is a predicted model, not a curated record. NCBI's taxonomy places the organism in Eukaryota, Metazoa, Arthropoda, Insecta, Diptera, Syrphidae. Bases 352 to 3006 code for a protein of 884 amino acids. Gene Ontology annotation, biological process: protein import into nucleus. Gene Ontology annotation, molecular function: small GTPase binding; nuclear import signal receptor activity.